This is a messenger RNA of Opisthorchis viverrini, 1131 nucleotides long. RefSeq lists its product as hypothetical. Bases 1 to 1131 code for a protein of 376 amino acids. The transcript has 5 exons. NCBI's taxonomy places the organism in Eukaryota, Metazoa, Platyhelminthes, Trematoda, Opisthorchiida, Opisthorchiidae. The record is from RefSeq and is a predicted model, not a curated record.
AUGCACGCAAUUAGCGAAUAUACACUCAUUUGCAAACUAAUGUGGUUUCUUUUCGAGAGACUCACCUGGAACCCAGCUGAAUCUCUCGGUUGUGAUGUUUCCAGGCAAAUGAAUGCGCUGCACCAGGCCACCUCAUGUUUCAGUCACUACGAUAUCCGAGAUAUCGCGAUACUACUCAUAAGGUUGCCGAAAAUCCGUCGACAGCCCAUGACCGGUCUCGCCCUUUUUGGGGCUCAUCAGGCGCAAUCCCCGGGUUUCCGUCAACCUUAUGCUCUACUUGAAACCAAAUUGCACGAAAUGAGCGAAUAUACACUCAUUUGCAAACUAAUGUGGUUUCUUUUCGAGAGACUCACCUGGAACCCAGCUGAAUCUCUCGGUUGUGAUGUUUCCAGGCAAAUGAAUGCGCUGCACCAGGCCACCUCAUGUUUCAGUCACUACGAUAUCCGAGAUAUCGCGAUACUACUCAUAAGGUUGCCGAAAAUCCGUCGACAGCCCAUGACCGGUCUCGCCCUUUUUGGGGCUCAUCAGCUCACUAUCGGUUUCGCCCUUCUUGGGACUCAUCAGAUAGGCGCUACCACAGAGGUUCCGUCAACCUUAUGUUCUACUUCAACUCAAAUUGAACUGAUUUCAACAAAUACACUCAUUUACCUAUCCACCGGGUUUUCACGAAAGACUCAACUGAAUCUUACUAACUUCCGAAAUAGCCGAAGUCGUCUAGCCACUUGGUGUCCUCCAACAACAAGCCGGCCACAAACUCAAAUCGACCACAUUGCCAUCAGUUACCGAUGGCGCGGGUCCAUAACUGACUGCCGGUCGUUUUGGAACACAUUUGUGGACUCUGACCACGCGCUCGUCCGGAGUCGCUUCGCCCUACCUCAAGACCGGUUUCGCCCUUCCGUUUCGGGCUCAUCAGAUAGGCGCAGUCCCCGAGCUUCCGUCAACCCCAUGAUCUACUUGAACCCAAAUUGCACUGUUUUCGAGAAAUACACUCAUUUGCAAAUCAAUUUGGUUUUCACGACAGACUCAACUGAAUCUCUCGUUUAUGAUAUUCUACAACUGAAUGUGAUGCACACAGGCCGCCUCAUGAUUCAGUUGGCACGAUAUUCGAGAUAUCCCAGUAUAUUUUCAUAA